GGGGGGGGGGGGGAAGGCCGGGGAAGCUCGCUGUUGAGCACCUAUCUACCUGGCCACGGUGGAAGAGGCGACAGGUUGCAGGGAGUAGAGCAGGGGGGUCAAGGGCGCCAUGGGCAUGCUGUUCUCCUCGAUGUGGGACCGGCUGAAGGGCGGGCCGAAGCAGCACAAGAUCGUGAUCAUCGGCAACGCCAACGCCGGCAAAACGACGACACUGUACAAGCUGGUGCUGGACGAGGCGAUCGAUACAGCACCGACGCUGGGCUCCAAUGUGGAGGAGCUGGUUUACAAGAACAUCAAGUUUGUGAUGUGGGAUCUCGGCGGGCAGGAGUCACUCCGCAAGACGUGGGCAUCGUACUACACCUCGUCAGAGGCCAUCAUCCUGGUGGUCGACUCGACCGAUCGCGAGCGUAUGCAUCUCAAUCGCGAGGAGCUGUAUAGCAUACUCAACUCGGAAGAGCUGCGCUCGGCGUGCAUCCUCAUCUUUGCCAACAAGCAGGACGUCGCCGACGCGCUCUCAGUCUCGGAAAUCUCGCGCGAGCUCAACUUGGCGUCCAUCAAGACCCAUCCAUACCACAUCCAGCCGUGCUGUGCCCUCUCUGGCGACGGCCUGCUCGAGGGCCUCGACUGGAUCACGGCCAACAUGGCGAGCGGGUAA
Thecamonas trahens ATCC 50062 is the source of this 655-nucleotide messenger RNA. Its product is annotated as Arl5-family small GTPase. The transcript has a single exon. The record is from RefSeq and is a predicted model, not a curated record. Gene Ontology annotation, molecular function: GTPase activity; GTP binding. Gene Ontology annotation, biological process: intracellular protein transport; vesicle-mediated transport; protein localization to Golgi membrane. Gene Ontology annotation, cellular component: cytoplasm; trans-Golgi network. The coding region runs from base 110 to 655 and encodes 181 amino acids. NCBI's taxonomy places the organism in Eukaryota, Apusomonadida, Apusomonadidae.